Messenger RNA from Caenorhabditis bovis, 1344 nucleotides. The record is from the annotation of a GenBank genome assembly. Lineage: Eukaryota; Metazoa; Nematoda; Chromadorea; Rhabditida; Rhabditidae.
AUGAUAGAUAUCGAUUCUCUUAGUCUUCCAGUUCUUAUCGCUGCUUUAAUAGGAGUAAUUACUAUAAUGGGCACCGCAAUUAUAUACCUAACGAGAAAGCAGAAUGAGACUGACGAAGAUGUAGAUGCUGUGAUGGAUGAAAUAGUUCAAACUGUGUCGACCGAACCUCCGAAGAAAAAUAAGCAUCAACGGAAAAAUGACCAAUGGAAGGCAAAGGUGAAUGAAAUCAAGCAUCUUUGGUUUGUGACAACCUUAAAAGGGCAUACGUCUAAUGUCGUAGACAUUGAUUUUGCCACGGGCGGAAAAAAGUUUGUUUCAAUCUCUGAUGACCGAACCGCAUUCUUAUGGGACGUUCGUGAUUUCGAAAACAAAGAACAUAAGUGUAGUCGACAAGUUAUUGAAUAUGAUACUCCAACUCACGUUUCAUUCGCUCCAGAUUGUAAAAGCGUCGUUUUUAGUAUGAGAAGAGAAAAUAAGAUUUGUGUAUACCGACUUGUAAAGAAGGAAGGAACCUCAUCUCAUCAUUUUUCUCAUGUCGAAAACCUUGAUUUUGAAAAAAGACACCAACCGGAUAUUACUGAUAUUGGAAUCGCCUCUAAUGCAAAGUAUUUAAUGACGGCUUCAACCGAUAACAAAAUUUAUCUUUAUGAUCUAAGAGGCUCCGUUUUGAAAUGUAUCGAUGCCAAGGCAAAUUCAUUACACGAUUGUCGAUUGUCGCCUGAUGGAAGAUUCGUAAUUGUAUCCGGAUUCACUCCAGAUGUUUUUGUCUAUGAGCCAAUAUUUUCAAGAGAUGGCAACUUCCAAGAUGCUAAAAAAGUUUUCAACAUGAGCGGACAUUCUUCUGGAGUACUUGCCGCUGCUUUCAAUUCCGCUUCGACACGAGCAGUUACAGUUUCUCGCGAUGGAUUUUGGCGGAUUUUCGACAUUGAUAUUCGUUAUAAUGCUGGUCAAGACGCUACAAUUCUUAGAAAAGGAAGAAUCGAAGAAUUAGCUGGACUAUCUAGUGAAAACAUGAGAUUAGCGAUGAGUCCAAGUGGAAAUUCGUUUUCGAUUUCAAUUGGUUCAAAUCUGAUGAUUUUCAGCUCCGAAGAUGAAAAUAAAAAGUUCCCUGAAUUAUGCGAGUUACACGACGAAAGAAUCUCAGCUAUUCGGUAUUCUUCCGAUGGAAAACUGAUCGCAACGUGUGGUGACAAAUACAUUCGCGUCGUUCGUAAUGUUCCAGAAUAUCACAGCAUUGUCACGAAACUGACAAGAGAGCUGCCCGAAUGUACACAAGAAACCGCUAGACGUCGGAUUAAAGAACAAAUUGAAGAAGCGAAAAAGGAAUUAGCGAAAUUUGAAUAG